AUGUCAUCAGUUGCAAAGAGUGCUACCACCAAGGUAAACUGGGCCAAGAUCACUUCCACGUUAGGUUUAACCGGAAACACAGCAUCCUCAUUAACCGCUUUCAAGAAGAGAAAUGAAGAAGCUAGAAAGGAAAACUUAAGUUUGUCACAACAAUCAACCGAAGUUGACUUCAACCACUAUAGAUCUGUUUUAAGCAACAGCAAGGUUAUUGAUGAAAUCGAAAAGGCCGUUAGUGCAUUCAAGCCAGUCACCUACGAUGUUUCCAAGACCUUAAAGACCAUUGACAUGUUUGAACAAAAGGCCGUUGAAAACGCCAAAUUGACCGAAAAGUCUGUUUUGGACGAAGUCAAGCAAUUACAAGAAACCUUGAAGGAUAUUGAAGGUGCUAGACCAUUCGACCAAUUGACCGUUGAUGACGUUGCCAAGGCUAGACCAGACUUGGACGAAAAGGUCACCUACAUGGUUAAGAACAGUAAGUGGGAAGUUCCAACCUACAAGGAAAAGUUCGGUGACUUGACUGUUAUGUAA
Molecule: messenger RNA, 528 nt
Organism: Debaryomyces hansenii CBS767
Lineage: Eukaryota; Fungi; Ascomycota; Pichiomycetes; Serinales; Debaryomycetaceae
Gene: ATP7
Product: F1F0 ATP synthase subunit d
Exons: 1
Coding region: 1-528 (175 amino acids)
Biological process (GO): proton motive force-driven ATP synthesis
Molecular function (GO): proton transmembrane transporter activity
Source: RefSeq, a predicted model, not a curated record